GGGACCGACUGCUCGUCGAUUUCGAUCGGUGCCAAAAACGAGCCAUCCCUUCGCGAUCACAAAGCUACCGCUGCACUGCCGAUACCACCAAAACACACGAUGAAACCCCUGGCGCCUUUCGUUUCAUUUGCGGCGAUGGUCCUCGCCMACCAUCCGAUGGCGGCGCUGGGAUUGGCCACCACCGCCACCAGCAGCGUGCCCGUUCUCAAGUACUUCGACCUCAGGGGGGCGGCCGAAACCUGUCGCGUUCUGCUCGCGAUCGGCGGAGAAGAGUACGAGGACACCCGGUACGAGUUCGACCCCACGUCCUUCAAGUCUCCCGCCUUUAGUGCCGCACAAGAAUCCGGGGAACUGAGAGCCAAUCUCAACCGCGCGCCCGUAUUGGUAACCCCCGACGGGACCGCGAUCGGUCAAUCCAAGGCCAUCGAGCGGUAUCUCGCCAAGCGAUUCGGUUUGAUGGGGUCGACCGCGGAAGAGGAAGCCAUCAUCGAUUCCAUCGCCGAGCACUGCCGAGACGUCAAGGAGGCAGCCAUGCGCAAGGGUUUUUCGAAAUUUGCCCGCGACAAGACGGAAGAAGAAAAGGCAAAAGCACGUGCCGAGUGGUUUGACGAAGACCUUCCUACCAUGCUGCGCAAGGUGAACGACUACAUCGAGUCGGUCUCGACCAAAGAAGGUUGUUCCAUCGGAUCGUCGAUUUCGUACGCGGACGUUGUUGUAUGGGCGUUGCUUCGGGACUGCCCGGCAUCCGAUGCGAAGGACACGGCCAAGGCCGCCACCGACUGCGCCACACUGAACGGUGUUGCGGAUGCCGUUGCGGCACAUCCCGGGGUAUCAAAAUGGAUCGAGAACCGUCCCGAAAGCAUGUUCUAAAACUAAGUCUGUAGCACGAGAAACGCCGGUAACAGAACCCUCUGAUACUAGAAUAGAACGAAAAGUUAUUC
Molecule: messenger RNA, 941 nt
Organism: Pseudo-nitzschia multistriata
Lineage: Eukaryota; Bacillariophyta; Bacillariophyceae; Bacillariales; Bacillariaceae
Source: the annotation of a GenBank genome assembly